CCAUCGGAAGCGUGAAACGUGGUCACGAUUGUGGUUGGAUGGACGUCUUCCAUAGGCAAUAUGACCAAGGACCCUACCAGAAUAUAGCUCACCUCACGCAACAUUGCCAUUCGUAGGAUGUCAGUAUCCCCUUUUUGCGAUGAUGCCUGCCCAUGACACGCGCAGAGUGUUCACGGAGACAGGACAUACUUAAGGAUAUGCACACCUCGAGCCAGCGCCGUACGUGUUUGUCGCUCAACCAUGUCGCCCCAUCCACCCCAAGACGUUGUCGACACAACAGACGGACAUCCCGUCGUCUUCAGUGAGCCCGCCGUUGGCCACCCUCUCAGGCAAGGAGAGGAUGUCACGGCGUGCUCGCAGAAGACCUCUGCCAUGGUCGCCCUCACCAUGCUGUCCGUCGCAUACAUCUUCAAUAUCUUAAUCAUGGUUGAUGUCGUGUACGAAACACUGUACAUGCCAGGCUACAACACAAAGAUUCUACUACACUUGUGGGAUGGACUCCUUGUGGGUCAAUUCAUUGGACAAGUCGCAUUUGGAAUGCUCUGCGAUAGCAUAGGCCAAAUAUUCGCAUUGUAUGUUUCGAUGGCUCUAGUCGUCCUAGGUUCCGUGCUGUGUACGGCUUCCCGUGGUGUGCAAGGAAACACAUCGGGUUUGAUGUGGUUUGGCACUAUUGCUCGUGGCAUCGUGGGUGUGGGCAUCGGUGGCACGUACCCUACAGCAUCAACAACCGCUUUUGACAUUAUCAACGAGAAGACAGCUCACAGUGGGAGAGCAUUCGUGAUGAUGACCAACUUUGUGUUCAAUGCUGGAGGUAUGCUGGCUACCAUCGUAUUCGUUAUCGUGUUGGCCGCGGCACAGCCCGGACACCUCGACACCGUCUGGCCGGUUUGCAUCGGAAUAGGGAUUGUCAUCCCGCUCGCAGCAAUAUGUUACAGCACUCCACGUACUACGUCGAGACGGUUGAGGAGUCGCGCGAUGAAGUAUCUGUCUAUGUACUCUUCGGAGGCUAAGCAACACUGGGUCGCGAUGGUGCGCACGGCUUGCCUUUGGUUUGUGUACGAUUUUGUCGUAUACCCCAAACUCGUCUUUUCCGGGGGUAUACUGUUGACCCUAGUGGACGGAGACAUAUGGCGCACGGCAGGAUACAGACUGCUUCUGGUCGUGUUCGCUCUGAGUGGAAGCUUAGCGGGCGCCAUGGUCUGCGAUACUAUCGGGAGGCGCAACUUGAUCCUCGUCUCAUUCGUCGGUUAUGUGAUCUUCGCUCUCAUUAUCGGUUGCGCGUACGACCGCCUCCUCAACGUUACUCCUCUACUCGUUGUUCUCUAUGCUCUUAUGCUCUUCAUGGGAAACCUAGGCCCCGGAAAUCUACUUAGCCUCAUCGCCUCUGAAUCAUACCCUUCGAACGUGAGAGGAUCCUUCUACGGCGUCACCGCAGCCUUCGGUACCGCAGGUGCCAUAGCCGGCAUUCACGCCUUCGCGACCAUCGACGAUAACCUUCGCAAGCAAUGGGGAUUCAUCAUUGCUGCACUAUGUGGUGUCGUGGGGAUCGUUAUCGCGUAUUUCCUGCCUUCGAGUCCCGACAUAUUGCCCGCGGACCUCUCGGAGAAGGAUACUCAACGAGAUGCUGACGUGGAGUAUGUAUCGGAGCCUGAUACGACUCAUCCAACUCCGAUCCAGGACAAUACUUCGGCAAUUUCCUACGCUGACAAGGAUGCCGACUUGAACGAUGGUAACGGGAUCGCAGUGCCGGUUGUAAAGGGCGCGAAUGGCCUGGAGUCCGAGUCGAUUAUGGAUGAGCAAGACUUUCCGUCCACUACUCGGGUGCUACUAUUGGAGCGGAUGUCUGCACUGGAUGUAUCCUUGGUCACUACCGCACCGGUGAGGACAUCUUUCUCUGAUCUAGAGCGCCCUUGGUAUCUUGUAUGUGUUGCUGAGGAACGUGUGCAUGUCAGGCAUUGGAUGUACAGGAAGCACAUGAAGUCAUCGCAGAAUACGUCGCAGAAUCGCACUUGCAGAAGUUCUUCAAAGAGGACGAUGCGUUCGUCAAGACGGUCGAGGGAAAUGCGUCGAGACUCCAAGACGACGGCCGCUCGUUCCCCAUCACAAGGCAGAAUGUCGAGCGACUUAUACGCCUGAGCUUGUAUCGCCCGGUCAUAUAUUGCGAUGACAGUGGCUCGAUGACACUGGACGAGCCCAGUCGCUGGGAUCUUCUACGCGAUGCCGUGGCCCGCAUUGCCAGUAUCACGACGCGCGCGUUGCCCCAUCCAUACGGCGUCGAUCUGCGGUUCAUCAAUGCGCUUCUACAGGCACAGGACAACAUUCCCGCCGCCAAUGUGCUCAACGUACUCAACAGAAUGGAACCAAACGGCGGGACAGCACUAGGCGCCACUUUACGCAAUCACAUCCUAAAGCCAUUGGUCUACGAUAUCCUAGGUAGUCAGAUCCACAGCCGCCGCCUUCUUGAACGGCCCCUUUUGAUUUGCGUUAUCACCGACGGCUGUCCG
Messenger RNA from Rhodofomes roseus, 2504 nucleotides. Its product is annotated as major facilitator superfamily domain-containing protein. Gene Ontology annotation, molecular function: carboxylic acid transmembrane transporter activity. The transcript has 20 exons. NCBI's taxonomy places the organism in Eukaryota, Fungi, Basidiomycota, Agaricomycetes, Polyporales, Fomitopsidaceae. Gene Ontology annotation, cellular component: plasma membrane. Gene Ontology annotation, biological process: transmembrane transport; carboxylic acid transport. Bases 241 to 2136 code for a protein of 631 amino acids. The record is from RefSeq and is a predicted model, not a curated record.